AUGGGCAGCAAUUGUUGCAAGGGUGAUGCUUCAGGGAAACCCGUCGUGAGGUCGGGAUCCUCUGUUUACAGCAGGAGUCGUGCGGGAGCGAAACUAAACGAACGCUUCACUACUUUACAAAGCGCAGGUGGCGUUCGUCUAUCAAUCACUGCUGCGAGAUCCGGGGACAGCGGUGUAUACACCCUGCAAGCGAGCAAUGCUGCCGGUAAGGACACGACCCGGGUACGUGUGGAGGUGACCCCGGACGAAAUGCCGACCGGCGACGAUCCGCCUACAUUUUUAAGGCGUCUUCAGGACCUCACCGUGAAAGUGGGGACCCGAACCAGGUUUCUUGUGGAGAUUGUCAGUUCGACAGAAUGUAGGGUGACGUGGUACCGCAACGACCGUCGCCUAAUGGAGGCCGAGCGUAUUGCGUUGGUGCGUGACGGUAACUUCUGGUGCGCGGAUGUUUCAGCUGUGAGUGUGGAGGAUGCGGGCCGGUGGACUUGCACCGCAGAAAACAUAGGUGGCCGAGCUAGCUGUUCCGCUCAUCUAAAUGUACUCGUACCAAAAGCAUACAAGCGGCCGGAAUUCGUUGAAGAGCUUCGCGCUUUGUUAACGGAGCAAGGCACCGUGUCGCUGGAGUGCAAGGUAGUGGGAGUCCCGACGCCUGUGCUACGCUGGUUUAAGGAUAGUCGUGAAAUCAAAGCUGGUGAUGUUUUUGCGCUGACUGCUAACGCUGAAGAUCCGACAUCACUUGGCACAUACACUUGCGAGGCGGUGAAUUGUAUGGGAAGAGCAUAUUCCUCCUCAAAGGUCCAGGUUGUAGGCCGCGCUAGUAGGGAGGGGUCAGCUAGACCUGCCACAGGAGGAAUAAUAGAGCCUCCUCCAAUUUUCACAAAAGAACUUGAGGACCAGUUUGUAAGAAUUUGUGAGCCUUUAACGUUGAGUUGUCAAAUCGUGGUACCGCCUUGGCCAAGAAGCGUUGUGUGGUACAACAAAGAAGGAAAAGUCGAAGCUAGUGAUAAGUACCACAUAUUAGAAGACGGUGUAGGUGGUUAUUUCAUAGAAAUUCAGACAUCAGAAUUUGCAGACGAAGGCGAAUGGAAAUGCGUAGCAACAAGUGCAGGCGGCAGAGUUGGUAUUUCAACAUGUUACGUUUCGAUGGACGUGCCCAAAAACUAUCGGAAACCACGGUUUAUGGAGAACUUACAAGCAGUGCUUACUGAAGAGGGUUUAGUUUCUUUUGAGUGCAAAGUAGUCGGUUUUCCCACACCAGUGCUGAGCUGGUUCAAGGAUGGCCAAGAGUUAAAGCCGGGAGAUGUUUAUCAAUUAACUGGCACUAACUCUUUGGGGUCGUAUUGUUGCAUAGCUAAAAAUUUCAUGGGACAAGCAAGUAGUUCUGCAGAGCUGACAGUAGAAGAUAUACAAAAUCAGUUAAACGAAGAAGAAAAAUUACAAUUGUUUUCCAAAAAUCAAGCACCUAAAUUUUUGAAAGGCUUAAAAAGUGUAGAAGCAAAAAUUGAUGAACCAUUCCGAUUUAUGAUAAAAGUUGCUAUUCCGCCUGAACCUAAAGUUCUUUGGUAUAGAGAUGAACAGCCUGUAGAUGAAUCAUCUCGUUGUCAUCUCGGACAUGAAGAACGUGGUGUUUUCGUUUUAGAUAUACAAAACUUAGAGUUUAUGGACCAAGCUGAGUGGAAAUGUGUAGCAAUGAAUGAUUAUGGACAAAGUGUUACAUCAUGUUUUCUUAAGUUAGUUAUACCUCGACACUACAAGAAACCUCGAUUCUUAGAAAAUCUACAAGCUAUACUAUCAGACGAAGGAGCUGUUAAUUUAGAAUGCAAAGUAAUUGGCGUUCCUCAACCAGUUCUAAAAUGGUAUAAAGAUGGAGAAGAGCUUAAGCCAGGGGACAUUCAUAGAAUUAUUUCUGGUCAAGAUGGCACUUGUUGUCUUGGAACAUAUACAUGUGAAGCCCAAAAUUGUAUGGGAAUUGCAGCAAGUUCUGCAUCUUUGCUAGGAUUUGAAGAUUCUGUAAAAGCUAAAAAUAAAAAGCAGGUCGACGAUCAAGCACUGCAAAGAAAUUUAUCAUUGAGUACUAUUCAUGAGGAACGCACCUCACAAAUGUACGAUACACCAGUAGGUGACAUCACAUUAGAUGACAAGGGAGAGAUUUCGUUUUCGUUUGACGGAAAAGAAGUUUCUGUAUCGUUAUAUGAAACUCCAGAUUUAACUGAAGAAGAAGCUCUGCAAAUAGUAGAGAUGUAUGCUGACCAGCUAUCGGAAAAUGUUACCGAACAUAAUGUGGUUGAGCUUCCACCUUUGAGAUUCGUUAAAGAAACUUCAACUUCGGGUAACUUACUAAUGGAAGCUAUAAUAAUUGACGUUUCUCCAGAAUACUUUACGUCUCCUGAAGAAGAUCUUAGGACUGAAGCUGACAUAGAAGAUAUUUCUAUUGCAGAUGAAAAUGGACAAUUACAACUUUCACUAGAUCAAGACGCUAAUGGGGAGGAUUAUCUAGAAAAGACUAUAGCUUUAUUAUCGGAGGAAUGUGCGGAUAUACCUAAGAAAAUAGAAAGAAAAAAAUCUGAUUCUCAAAAGAGUGCAGAUGAUUACUUUAGUUUAUCUCAUGAUCGAUCUCUUUCAACCGAUAAAAAGGAUGACGAUACUCAAAUUUUGUCUGAAAGUGAGUUACAAAGUUUUGCCAGUGCCCACAGUACCGCAAAACCCAAGUCAAAGUCGUCGAAACCAUCAUUGGAAGAUGGUCAAGAAUCCUCAGACUUUACAAAAACAGUUGUGCUUAGAGAAGAUAUAAAAGGUCAGUUACCUGAAAGUAAUAGUGCUGAAGGACAGAGAGAAAGUAACAGCAGUAGGGGAUUACGAAAAUCAAUAUCCAGAGAAAAGUCUGCUGUAAAGGAAACAGCAGCUGUAGAAGCAGUCCAGAAAUCUAGUCUAAUUACCGAAAAUAUUAAAUUAAAUAUGAUGGCCAUGAGUUCUUCUUUGACAAAGGUGAUGAAUGCUAUUCAAAUUAUUGAGAGAGACAUUAUUCUCAAAUCAGAAUUAAUGUCUGUUGCUGCUACAGCUACAAAAAGCUUAGAAAUAAUAAACAGUCUCAUUACACCUUUAUCUGAGAUACACAGUAUCACAGAUGCUGUAAUAGAGUUAGUAAACGAACCUUCUGAAAUUAUUUCCUCUCUAUUUAAUCGAUUACCUCAGUCUCUUAGGAUGCUUGAACAGUCAUUGACUAUAGUUGAGAAAUGUAUUGACUUUGAAAAUGAAAAUAAGACUCUCGUGAAAAAAACGUGUUUACUACUAAUUGAAAAAUGUGGUGAGACCUUAAAAGACUUAAUAACUACUGUAAAUACAAUUAGUUAUGAAGAAUGUGCUUUGAUAGAUGAUAUAUGUAGUGAUAACAUAAAGGCAGCUUCGGAAAAUAUACUAAAGAGUCUUAAAUUAUCUAUGGAUGCUAGUAUGAAGGAUAAAAUUUUAAAUGAACCUAGUGAUAUUAGCAUGCAAGAGGCAAACUUGGAGAGUAAACAUUUAAAUCAUACUCAGAGAGUUUUGUAUGCUUUAAAAAGUUCUUUAAAAUCUGUACUAUUAAUAAUAGAAGGAUCGGAUAACAUGCCUAAAAAUUUUGCUGGUAUUAGGAAUUCGGAAAUAAUUCUUGAUGAAAUAUCGACACCUAUUCAAGAAUUACAAAAUUCCCUUGAACAAAUAGAAUUAUUGUCUGUAUCUGAAGCGAGUUCAAAUUUGCCUCAUUACAAUACCCAAAUUAUAGAAACAGUAAUGAGUUCCAUCUUAGAGCUACGAACAGCCUUUGAAAAAUUAUCUAAUGAGAAAGAAAAUAAAAUACAAGAAGUUUUAGUGGAUAUAAAAGACUACAUAAAUGAUAUAUCUUCUCAAUUAGUAACAUUCGAAGAAAGGAAUGGUAAAUUUGACAUUUUAAAUAGCGAUAACAAAUUAGAAGUAUUGCAAACAAUGGCUCAGAUAUUAAUAUCUCUUGAAAACAGUUUAUCUAUCUUGGAUCCAAUACCUAUUAUAAAAACACAUAUGUCAGAUUUUCAUAAGAAUUUAACAAAAUUGUUAGAGAAUGUUAUAGAAAGUAAUGAUUCAAGAAAAUAUUUCUCUUUGUUGGAAAUUUGUAACGAUGUUAAUAGAAUAAAUACUUCUCUGAAUAAUAUGGAAUCUCGACAAAUGUUAUCUCUUGCUGUUAUUAGUAACACGUUAAAAAUAAUAAAAAACAGUUCCCAUUUAUUUGUAUUUGAUGAUUCUCUCAAGGGUUCUGUCUUAAAUAAUAUUAAUGAUCUACUGCUUCAUAUAGAGGAGAACAUAAACUUGAUUGAAGAAACCUCAAUUAAUGUAGAAUCUGAAAAAGUUGUCGAUUUAUCAAUAAAACAGUUUGAAAAGGACAAAUUGAACGUUAUUUUAGAACAUUUACAAAGAAGUAUUGUAGAAAUAAGUAAAGUGAAUGCAUUCGAAAAUGUUGGCGAUUUGAAUAUUGCCCAUGUUCUACAAAAUAUUAAUCCCACGUUAACAGAGAUUCAGUGCUGUUUAGCAUCUUUGAAUAUUAAUACAGUGGAAAAUCCUGAAAGUGUGUGCGAUAUUAGUGUCUCUUCAUUUUCAGAAAGCAUUGCACAUCCACUUUACGAAUUACAACAUAACAUUUGUGUUCUUAAUGAAGUUAUCUGUGAAAGUGCAAGAAAUUUGGAAAUCAAUAAAUUGACGGUUUUUGCUGAACCUCUCAUACAUUUACAAACAACAUUAGAAAUUUUACAAAAUGAUUUAAUUUCACAAUAUGACGAACUGACUUCAAAUAGUGAAAUAAUGGGAAGCGUAGCUAAUAGCGUUGAUAAUCUUCAAAGUUGUAUUGUUAUAAUUCAAGAACAUGAUAUUGUGGAAGUUGCUGACGACAUGUCCACAUUAGCUGAUAUAUCAGCUAUUAAAACAACUGCCGAUAUUGUGAUGCCUAUUGAAGAAUAUAUGGUACCAACAAUUGAAAAGGUUAAAAUUGAGGAGUCUUCUGAUAUUUGUUCUAUUGGAUCACAAACUAUUUCGGUUCAAGCUUUGCAGACACUACACCAACAUAUUAUAAAUAUAAAAGCAUUGAACAUUGAACAAGAUUUUAAGAAAAUUUGUGACGAUAAUAAAACAAUAGACUUUGAAUUGCUUCUGUCAGAUUUAGAAAUAAUUGAUUCAAUUAUUAUGGGCAUGUUGCAUCCUAUUGAAAUGGAUAUACACCAACAGACACAAGUAAGCCCUUCACGAUUGGCCUUAUUGGUUCAGCCAUUUAUAAAUAUUCAACAUACUCUGUCAAAUCUUAAUAUGAAAGAUAAACCAAUAUAUAAAGAAGUGACAGAAACGCACAGCCAAGCAAACAAUUUUAAUGACAUUCUUUUUCAUCUAAAAAGCGACUUAACUGCCUUUUUAAAUGUUUUGCAAGAGGCAGUGGAAAUUGUUGAUAAUGUUUUUGAUAAAGCCACUAAGAAAGUAGCUUUAGUGCAAAUAUCUAUGAAACUAGAGAAUUUAUUGAGUGAAAGCGAUGUUGGCUCAGUUGAUCCAUUCUUAAAAAGAGAAGUAAUAAAUUUGCAUACAAACAUUAAUGAUACCUUAGAUGUAAUUAAUUCUGAUAAUGAAAUUGCAGAAAAUCUUAAUGAGAUCACUGAUAAACUUAAUCAAACUUUACCAAAAAUUCAAGAAGAGGUUUUCAAUUUCACCGUUCAUAAUUUAUCACACGAAGCGAAGAUAGCAGAAUUAUUAACUGAGAUAGAACAGAACGUCGUCACAUUGGAACACUUUGAUGAAAAAUACGCAACUCAGACAUCGCAAACUGACCAGAUAACUCAAACUGCCAAUGCAACAAAAGUUGAUUCAGUAAUUGAGCUAAAUCAAAUUGGUACUGAUUUAGUAACAACAGUUAAAAAAGAAAUAAAAGAAAGUACUGAAAAGGAUAGGAAAUUGGUGGACGAAUUUAUUAUUAGGUUUACAAAGGAGUUAUCGUUAUUGGAUUACUUAUAUAAAAAUCCUAUAAGCCUUAAAAACAUUAUCAAAUCACUUCAAGUGUUUUAUGAUUUAAACAGAAGAUUCGAUGAAUUUAAAUCUUGUUAUCAUAAUAAUCUACCGGAAGAAGGCGAAAGACUUCUACAAUCUUUUGUACUUAAUGUAGAAGAUUAUUUAAAAGUCGUACAAACAACUUUAAAUCAAAAUAUAAGCAACCAAUCAGAAUUGCUUUUCGAUAUCCCGUUUACUAAAAUGAAAGAAGGAGAACAAUUUUUAAAGAAUAUAUUACAAUCUGAAAGUGACUUUGCAUUACGUGAAACGUUUAUCACUAUUUUGGAAGCUAUGGAAACAUUGAAGCCUUUUCAAGAUGAACUGAAGUCUAAACUGGUUGAAGAAUUGAGUACAUUUGAUCCUACAAAAUUACCUAAAGACAAAAUUGAUAUUAUCGACAUAAACGAGAAGCUCACCAGUUUUUUUAUAGAACAAGCUACAAAUUCUUUGGGAGGUCCAAUAAAACAAGUUUAUGACAAAAUCGUUGCCCUUCUGCAAAAGCAAGAAGAUCUUAAAGAUAUUUCAGCAAAAGUUGAUGCUCUUUUACAACAAAUGGAACAGCAUAUUGAAAUAAUAGAAAUUGUUGAAGAAGUUAGUGCAAUUAUAAAAAUUGAAGACUUGAAGGAAACAGCAAGUAUAGUUCGAGAAUUAAGAGAUAGCAUUGCGGGGGCAGAAACUGCUACGGAAGGCGACAGCGAAAAAUGCUCUUUAAUGAAUUCUGAUCAAACACAACUGACUGACAAAUUGCAAAAGGCUUUGACAUGUUUACAGAGCCAGGUUCUCGAUUCCACACAAGAUACUACAAGUGUUAAGGCAGACAUUCGUCAACAAAUUAUAGAUGUUGUAUCUGAUCUGCAACAAGAUUUAGCUCAAUUAAAUGAUAUAUCAGUAGAAAACUUGGCACAACAUGACACAAACAUGACUCAAGAUAUAGAACAUGAAAAUGAUAAAAUUGUCGCGGAUAAUUCUUACGAAACCACAAAUGGCAUUGUUAUUACUGAUAAAUUACAGUCGUUGAGUGAAGUCAAGGACGAAUGCAACAAACAAAUAUGCGUUCUUGAAGAUAUGCUUACCACAGAAAAACCUUUAGAAAUGCUGGUGCAAAAUAUUCAAGAAUAUUUACGCCAUGAUUUUAGUGAAGUAGAUCAAGAAUUCGCAUCUUUAUUAAACUAUGAAGCCAUUGAGAUUACUCGAGACAUGAUUCAACAAUUUUGCCAGGAAAGCGAUUUAAGUGAAAUUAUUAGUAUGAACACCACAGAAUCCUUUUUUAUAUCAGACGAAAAACAAAAAAUUCUUUCCGAUUUACAUAACAGUCUACAAAAUGUAUUUACAUAUGAACCGGCAAAAUUAUUAAAUGAAGUGGUUAUCGAAGAUAAAUUACAAGAAUUUAAACAUGUUGUAGAAAAUUUAUGCACAGCCAUUGAGAGCGUUCAAAAUUUAAGGAAUAUUGCUACGACAAGUUCUGUUGAAAGUAAUAUUCUAUGUCAAGACAUUCCAAAUGAUUUAGAUUCAAGCAAACUAUUGAAAGUUUGUCAGAUUGACGACCCUCGCCAUACUAUAAGUGAAACAGAAACAAUUAUUUGCGAACCGGGAGAAAAAUCUAAAGAAGUUAAAAUUAAUCAGCUAAACCAAGAAAAAUUAUUAAAGAAACAAGAUACAAAACCUUCACUAGAAUUAAAUGAACUUAUUUAUGAAGACAUUACUUCUAAAAAAGAUGAGGCUGAACAUACUUCUUUAGGAAUAGAAGAAAGCAAGGAACCAAUUGAGCAAAAAGAAGGACAACUUGCUUUAUGUAUCAGUGACUAUAUCAGUGAAGAAGUAACAGAAACUUUGAAAAAGAUGGUGCCAUAUUUAACCAUAGAAAAUCUCGAGAAAAGUCAUGUAAUUGCAAAUCAAUUAUUUGGAUUGAGUAUAGUGACAAAUUUUGAUGAUUCUAACUAUCAAGACCUUACAGAGAAAAAAAUUGAUAUGAGUUACCAAUUAAGUGAAGCGUUAAUUUUAAUUUAUGAAGAAAUAUGUGGUUUUGCCAAAAUUUUACCAACUUCAGUUAAGCAGGACGCAAUCGAAAAAGCUAUGUCAUCAAUUAAGAAUCUUAAUGACGCUCUUCAGACAAACAUAAUUUCUGAACAGUGCAUUCUUUCGGAACAAGUAACUGAAUUAGAUAGGAAAUCAUCAAAUAUCGAUUCGCAAGAUGUUAACACUAUUAAAACCAGCCAGUCUAUAGAAAAUUUAAAUUCUAUUGCACAAGUUGAAAGUCAAGAAACUUUUAAUACAUGUACAGAAAAAAUUAAUGAAAUAACUGUCCAGGAUAUAAAAAAAAGUGAUGAUUCUCUCGCAAAUCCUUUAGUCAGCGUACUAGAACCUUUGUGUCCUUCUUCAGAUCCAGAACAGGAACUUAGUUCAAUACAGAUGCUAGAAACACUUUUACAAGAAGUAAAUGAGUGCAUAGAUCUCUCUUUAACGAAUGUUGAAUAUUCUGAAAUAUUGGAAAAUGAUCUUGAUGAGAUUCAAUCGGUAAUCAUAAAACUCAAAUGUGACUUUGAUGGAACUACAAAUGAAACUCUCAAUGAAACUCUUGAAGAUUUAGAGUGCAAUGUGAGAAGCGUUCAACUCCAAAUAAACGAACAAAGUGCUCCUGCACUUUUAAAGGAAGCCUGUUUAAAUUUGCAGGUUAUAGUUUCUUCUUUAAAUGAAAACGAAUUAAAACCUAAAAAGGAAAAGGCCUUAACAUCACAAAUAAACAACGUUAUGGAAAGCUGUCAGAAUGACUCUGACCAAACAAUAGAUUUGCUCGAUAAGGCGUGUAUUUUAGAAAAAACUUUGGAAUAUGAAAAUGUUUUCUUAUGCAUGGAUAAUAUAAAAAACACAAUAAAGUCGCUGCGAAAUAGUUUUGUAGGAAACGCAGAAACAUUAAUUGUUGAAGGUAUAGAAGUAAUGCAGCAAUUAGAUCAAAUUGAGGAAAAAAUUUUCUCUUUAGAAAAAGACGUUGAUAAAUUGGAAUUUAUAGAUACUAAUGCCAAGGAUAAUGUAAUAUCGGCUAUGCAUUCUGUAUAUGGUACUAUUUCAAAUAUGAGAGGUGCUGUUUCUAGUAUACAGAAGCAUUAUAUGUAUGAAAAUUAUGGAAAACCAACACAAAACAUGCUAAAAUCUUUAAAGAAUGUUGGCAUUAUUUCUAAGCAACAACUAGGUAAUGUAUCGAGCUGGAAGCAAUGUGCAAAUAUAUUUCGCAAAGUUUUAAAUCAUUUUGAAGACAUCAAGUUCUAUAUAAACUUUGACAGAACAGCAAGAAUCCCAAAUGACGCAGCGUUCACAAAAAUUAUUCUGCAAGAAGUUGUUACUGCUUUGGACGGGAUUCAAAAUCUAAACGAUAUUAAUGCUCAGGUAUACAAAACUAUUGAAAUUUUGUCAAAUUACGUAAAAGAGAGAAGAUUUUUUAUAGAAGAUAGGACCACUUUAGAAGUAAAGGAAAAAAUCCCGAUUUUUAAAGACUUAUCCACAGCAAUACUGAAAGCAACUGAAGAUAUAAAACUACAACUUCAGGAUUUAAAAACAAUACAAUCAAACAAUCUUGAACAAGACAUUGUUGAAAUGAACUCAGAAAAUACUGACACAUUAUGUGUCGAUAGCGCGAAAGAAAACGAAAAACCGAUUAAAGCGAUAAUACAAGAAGAAGAAACGUUACAAAUAGCUUCGUCAAAUACCAUUCCAGUACUUUUUGAAGAUUGCGAGAAAAUAGGGGAUAAGAAAAUGAAUCUAAAUGAAGAGGAACAAGUUAUUGUUAAAUCUAAUGAAUGUAAAAAUCAUAACGAUGAUAUUACUACAGAGACCGUACAGGACAUUAAAUCGAUUCACACCGAAAGCAAGAACACUCAAGAGGCUGCUUCUUGUGAGGGUAAUUUAAAUCAACCAGUUUUGAAAUACGAUGAAGUUGUAGUUUUAAAAGAUAAAAAUGAAGAGAAUAUUGAUAACAAUCAAGAAAUACAAAGCUGUUUGACUGAGGGGGCAAAUAUGAAUGUAUACCUAUCGAGUGCAAAUGUAAACGAAUUACAAUGUGAGGGUAUUUCUAAAGUGUCCGUAUUAGACAAUGUCUUAGAAUACGAAAAUAAAAAUAAUUGUGACAGUGGUGAUCAAACAAUAAAUGAUAAUUUAACCAAUAAGGAGAUUGAUAUGGCAUCGAUAUCUAAAUCAGAAAAAACUGAAGGAAAUAUUAAUACUACAAAUAACUUAGAAAAAGAUAACAGUAUUGAUAACAUUAUAAAAGAUGAUAAAGAAAACGAAUAUCAGCUACUAGAAUCCUCAACGACACCAACAACCAGUAAAAUAAUUUUAGAAAAACAACUACAAAGUGAAAUUCCUUCUGAAAAUUGUGAAUUUAACAAACAGGUGGAGACUCAUGAAAUUGUAAAAGAAACUGAGGAAGCAGGUUUUUUCAUAGAUAGUAUAAUAAAGGAUAUGGAUGAAAAACCGAUUGAUGAUGACUCAAACUUUGGGGAAAAACCCCGAACGGAAUUGAAAAAUCAGCAUGACAUUACUGACGUUGAAAAUUUCGUGGAUUCUGCUAUAGUAAAAGAUGACGGAUAUAAUCAAUUUGAAGAAGUUAAUUUAUUGCAAGGGGCAGAAAAUAUUAGCACAUUAAAAAUAGCCCUAACGGAAAAGGAUACCGCAUGCAGAUCUGAUGAUGUUUCAACUGUGGUAGUUAAAGAUGAUAACAUAGAUAUUCAUGGAAAUGAACCUGAAACUUUAAAACCAGAUCUUCAUGACGUCAAUAAAAGUCAACCUUUAAUAAAAGCAGAGGACGAACCUAAUGAUAACUCGCAGAAAAUAUUCGCAGUUACGACCAAUGUUGAUACAAAUAAAAAUCGAAGUUUAAAUGAGACAGAAAAUGUUAUUGAUAUUAUAAAUAAUAACAAAGAGACUAACUCCGAGUUUAUGUGUGAUGAAUUAAACAAUAAUCAAAGCAGAGAAGAAAAAAAAUUAGAGGAGGGUCAUAUAAAAUUAAAUAAAGGAAUUGAAUGUUCUCUGCAAGAAGAUGUCCUACAAAUUUGUGAAUUAAUAGUCGAUAAUGAAAAUUCUCACAUAAAAGUUGCUACAGUAAUUGACAACGAAUGUGAGAAUAGUAUUUCAAUCACACAAGUUAAAGUGGAAGUUUGCUCCAGUAAAGAUGAUACUAAAAAUAUGAACAAAUAUGAAGAAGAAUUAAUUACAAACAAACAACAUAUUGUAGAAGAUAAAGCUAUAGAACAGGUAGGUGAUUAUAAAGUUGAAGGAGAUUUAAGGAAAAACACAAUAGAUGAAGAAGAAAGAAACGAAAACUUUAAAAGUAAUGAUAACAAUAAUUUAAGUGAUAAUUCUCUUAAAAAGGAAAUGUUGCCUGUAGACAUUAAUGAGAAUAUUUCAACUUUGGAAGCAAUUAAUUUAAAUUGUUCAAAUAUAAACAUAAAUGGAACAAGUAAUACCACACACAAUGUAGAAGUUUGUGAAGUAGAUCUUCUUUCAAAUAGAGAUAGUGACCAAAAAGAAGACUUAGUAAUUUGUCCAGUUGAUCAACAAGCUCCUUUAACUAAAUGCCUUGAAAGUGAAUCAGUUCAUAUGGUCAAUGACACCGUUGAUAUAAAUAAACGUCACCAAAUUAAUGAAGUAAAACAAGAUUUACCUGUGGAUUUGAUUUCGGAAAGUGAUAAUUCAAAAUCUGAAUGUAAAGCAAAUGUGAGUGAAAUAUCAGUAAAAUCCGAUGAAAUGGAUCUUAAAGUAGGUAAUGAGAAUGAAGAUGAAGUAAAUUUGAUCCUUCAAAUCAAACAGGAAGAUUUAUUGGACAUUCCGAAUGUGACAACUGAUUAUCAAGUUAUACUUAGUAAGAAAGUAGAUGAGAAUGAAGAAAAUCCUUUAAUAAAGGAUAAUUCAGAACAAAAGAAAGAUACUCAUUUUGUGGAUUAUUCAACUGUUAAAAAUAUCUCUGCAAACAUCGCUGAGGAAAUACAACAAAAAGAGAUAGCUGACGAAUCUCCUGAAAUACAUGUCAACGAAAAAAAUAUAAAAGAUAUAGAUGAAGAAAAUUUAACGACUGAUACAAACUACCACUCAGACAAUGAAGCGAUGAAGGAUAAAAUUAAUCAAAAUAUUGAACAAAAAACAAUAACAGUAAAUAACGAAGACUUUAGUGAUCAUAAAGCAAUAGAUAAAGUUGAAGAGAAAGAAUUAACCAAAAGUAUUGUCAUAGAAAGUGGUAGUCAGAAUGAGUUAAAUGAAGACAUCGAAAAAGAAAAACAAGCAUCAUCUACAAAUUUGUUUGGUGGUUUAGAUUCGGACCCUGAAAACAUAAAACUAAGAGCUUCACCAAGUGUUAAAAAUGCUUCUGUAGAAGGAGAUAGUAAAAAUGAACUAGACAGUCAGAAUAAAAAUAACUUUUCAGAUGAAAUACAAAAACAGGAAGUAACAUCUGCAAAUGAAAAGUAUUUGGAUUCUGUACAUGAAAUUGCAUCAAACAAAACACUUGACAAAAUUAAUGUAAGUGAUGUAAUAGAAAAUCCAAUUAUUAAAGACAAUAUUAUCAAUGACGACGAUGAUGUUAUUAACGAAAAUAAAAAAUUGCUAGUGAAUAACGAACAAACUGAAAUAAAUAAACAAGAUAUGUUAAAAUUGGCUCUUGAAAGAGAAGCUUUUAGUUCUGAUCAAUUAAUGAAAGACAAUGAUGAACUUGCAGUUAAUAUUGGUACAAAAAGCGAUGAAAAGCAGAAUUUAAGUGUAGAAUUAAUCGACCAUGAAGAAAGCAAUAUUUGUAAUAGAAGAACUUUGGAAGGUGCUGAGACAUGUUUGGACCAUGAGAAAGAUAUUUCUACAUCUGAAGAGCAACCACAGCUCGGUUCUAAUAUAAUAAAAAGUGAUUCAAACAAACAGGAAGAAUUAAAUCAGGAAGAAUUAAUUAUAAAGGAAAAUCAGGAAGAAUUAAUUAUAAAGGAAAUAGAUGCAGAGGCAGAGGUAAAUAAAAAAAGAGACAAAAUUAUUUCUGAAGAACCAGAAAUACAAUUAGAUACCCAAAACAAGGGUUUUGAAUCAAAUGCACAUGAAAACAUAGAUAUUACUGAAAAAAAUGAGCUAUUCGCACAGGAAAUCCAAACGAAAAAUACUGCUGUCAAUGAAAAUGACACAAAUACCCAGGUACAAGAUACGAAAGCACAAUCUUUAGAAAAAGUGUUUCCUCCAAAAACUCAACUUCAUACUGGUGACGAAAUUUGUACUGAUGAUGAGACACACCUGACAGAGAAAGAAUUAAUUAAGGACAUCAAAGAAGACAGAAGUGAAAAAAAUCAUUCACAAAAAGUGGCCAUUGAGGAAAAAGACACCAGUAAAAAUCUAGAGCCAGUAGGUUAUGACGACGUAGAAAAUAAAUAUCAAUCUCCAUCUGAUACCAAAUUGGUGGAAUUAAACAACGAACCUUUCGAUAGAAAUCAAGAAGAAACACAAAAAGAAAACGAUGGGAAUACUUCGCAAGUUCCAAAAAAUAGCUUAAAGCAUGAGAAUAAUAUAGGAGCUACAGAUAAUUUUCAGAAUAUAAAUAAAGAACUAGCACAAGAGCAAGUUAUUGAAAGUGAUGAUAUAUGUGAUGAUAAAGAACUAUCUAAAAACUUUAAUACUCUAAAACAAGAUACAACAAAUAUUUGUGAAGAAAUUUCUGGUCCGGAAAACAAAGAGAAAAAAGCAGGUUUUAUUAAGGAUGAGAUCGAAGGAAGUGGAAUAAAAAUUAACGAUAAAAGUUGUGACGAAAAUAAUACGGAUAAAAAUGCUGGUGAGGUAAAAUCUUCAAACGAUCGAGAGAAAAAAAUAAAAGUAAGUAAAAAGAAAUCAAAGUUAGAAAGAAACCAGACACAUGAAAAGGUAAUUGAUUCUAACGUUGAAACAAAUAAAGAUGCACUAACUAAAAGGAAAAUUACAAAAGAUGAUACUAAAGUUGAAGUAAAAGAUACUGGGUUUGAAAAUAAUCUAAAUUUAUCAGUUAAUGAUAAGCAAAUCCAAGAUGUCAUUACAACAAACGUCACAUAUGCAACAGAUAAUGAAAAUAAACCGACUUUAACGGCUGAAACUAAUAAUUACAGUACUGAAUUUAACAAGAGCAGUACUGAAAUAAACCAAGCAAUACAAGAACAUGAUGGAGAAAAGGUAGACUUUACAAAAAACAUCAACCAUCAACAAGAAGGCAUACUAGAACCAGGAAGACAUGAAGAUAAUGCAAGUUCAAAAGUGGGUCCUAUAUUUAUUGACCAUAGCAAUGUGGACAAUUCAUUAUAUUUUGCUAGACCACCAAAUUACAUACCAAAAUCUUACGAUAUAAAUGAAUUUAAAGGAUCGGAAACCAGUAUACAAAACAAAAACCCUACAAUUUAUAAAGCUCAAACUUUACUACAUGACUACAAAUCACGGGCAUCGUAUACGUCAAACAUCGAUCAAACCGAUGAAAGCUCAAAUGGUCCUGCAGAAACUCAAAGAGAAUGGAGUCGUGCCAGAUCCAUGGCUGCAAGUGAGCCUAGAAGUACUACAUCGGAGAAACGGGCGGUUCGUGAUCUGAAGAGAAAACCUGUUUUCUCGACAUUUCUUACAGAUCGUACAGCUGUAGAAAGUUCUCGAGUAAAACUUACUUGCAGCAUAUUGUCUUUAAGUGAUCCUUUAAUUACAUGGUAUAAAAAUGGGAUACUUUUGGAUGAUAAACAAAAGUUUCGAUCUAAAUGUGUUGAUGGUUUAAUUACUUUGGAGGUUUUGAAUGCAGUCCCCAGUGACUCUGGAGAAUAUAGUUGCACCGUUGAGAAUGAGAAUGGAACAGUUACGUCUUCGGCAAAUCUUAAAGUGUACCCAAGUUUUGAAUCGUCCCCUAUUCCCCCAACAUUUACGCGUUCUAUUAGAGAGGUUUAUCAUUCAUUUGAAAACGAACUAGUUUUGGAGUGUCGAAUUCGUGGUCAACCACUUCCAUCUAUAACUUGGUAUAAAAACGAUAAACCAAUUACGUUAUCUGAACGAUAUCAAGCACAUUACCUAGCUGAUGGAGUCUGUAGACUAACUAUUAACUCUCCAACUCCAGAAGAUUCAGGAAAGUAUACAUGUCACGCUGAAAGCUCUAUAUGGUCUGACGAAAUCUCUCAUAAUGUUCAAUUUGAUGGUAAAGAAAAUAGUAUAAGCCGAAAUAUUGUUACGUUGGAAAAGGUAAAUUUGACCCGGCAGGCAAUGGAAUCACGGAAACCUCAUUUUACAAAUGUUAUAUCAGACUAUAAAGUAGUCAGUGGCGGCACUAUUGGCUUGCAAGUAGAAAUUAAAGGGUCACCAACAAGAGUCGAAUGGUUGCGAGAUGGGUCCUCUGUACUUGAAACUUACAGAAACGCCCAAACAUACUUCGAUCGCGGUAUUUACACUUUAGCUCUUUCGGAUGUAACAGAGAGAGAAACGGGUUUGUAUACCUGUAGGGCUUGGAGUAGCCACGGAAAUGUUGAUAUGAAUGCGGCCAUAACCGUAGUUCAACCAAAUCAGGUUGAUGGAAAACCUGCAGUAAUCGUCAGUAGACCAGCGAAAGACAUACUUAUUUCUGUAGGCGAAGAUAUAAAUAUUUCAUUUAGAGUACAAGGAGAACCUAAACCCAAAGUGUUUUUCAUGAAGGGCUUAAGAGAUGUUACCUACAGUCAGCGAGUUUGCAAAAUGACUUCUGAUGAUUAUAUGAAGUUUACUUUGAAAAGAUCGGUGAUAUCUGAUGCUGGAACUUACUGUAUACUUGCCCGUAAUGCGUACGGCUGUGAUAGAGCCUUCGUUACUGUCGUGAUAAGACAACGGGCGACAUCAGAAAACCUUGUUUCAGACUGGACAUAUCCAAUGGAUGAUUUGGCCAUUUCGCCUCUUGAUCGAAAUUAUAAAGUUGUUCCCGAUCGCAUACCGAGUGAACCGAGCGUCAUCGAAGGCGGCAAGAACUGGGUGUCACUUGCUUGGCCCAAACCUGAUUGUCAAACACGGGCUCCAAUUUUGGCUUACAAGGUAGAAAGUUGGUUGAUAGGAAAAGAAGGAGGUGCGCGGUGGACUGAACUGGGAAUUACACCACGAAAUUCUUUCGAUGCUUUUAAUUUAAAACAAGAAGAAGAGUAUCAUUUUAGAGUUACACCCAGAAACCGCUACGGUUGGGGUGAAUCCGUACAGACUUCAACACCGAUUGGAAUUGGUCUUAGUGGCGAAAGGCCGGAGUUCAUUGAAAUUCUUCCUGGUCAAAGUAAAGUUCUUGUAGGCGAAACAGCAACAUUAUGUUGUAGCUUCAAGGGAAAACCUACUCCAGAAAUAGUAUGGAUGAAAAAUGGUCAUGAAAUAGAAGAAAAUACGAAACGAAUUAAAAUAACACAAAAUAAUUUAAAGGCAUGUUUAACUAUAGAGAAUGUUAAUAUAGAAGAUGAGGGCAGAUAUAGUUGUGAAGCGACGAAUAUUCAUGGACGAUCUUCAACAUACGCAAGAAUGACUGUCAUAACUGAUCGAAAUAUUUGGGAGGCUGACGCCAAACUAAAAAGAGAGAGGUCGGCGGGCUUAGAUGGCGAGUAUCCUCCACAAUUUACUAUGCGAUUACGUGAUCGACGCGUGCAAGCAACAUACCCUGUGCGUCUCACGUGCCAAGUUGUAGGCAGUCCUGCGCCCACAAUCGUAUGGUUUAAAAAUGGCGAAGAAAUCACAACUGACGACCGCCACAGCAUGUCCCAAGACGAGUUUUUCUAUACACUUGAGAUAGCACCAACGACAUUGGACGAUGGCGGCGUAUAUGAAGUAAUGGCUAGAAAUAACAGUGGAGCGAUUAGUUGCCGCUGUAGUUUGGUUGUGGACAAAGGCAUCAGGGCAUAUAUCGCCCCUGAAUUUUGUUGUGGCCUGGAACCACUAUAUCAGUUAAAAGAAGGCGAAGAACUGAGAAUUUCAGCAAUAGUGGAAGCGUAUCCUUCUGUCGGUGUAUGUUGGUAUAGAGACGGUGUUAGGUUACGGCCGAGUCGUCGGGCGGUCAUGACCUUAGAUCGAGACGGACAAAUUGAACUGGCUCUCGCCGCCGUAACUUCCCGAGAUGCUGGCGUAUAUACGUGUACCGCUUCAAAUGAAGUAGGCCGGGUUUCUACUUCGGGUAAAGUGGAAAUCAUAGCGGAAGAAAACAACGUUGAUAACAUGAAUGCACCGCCAAUCUUUGUGAGCGAUGAAACAUCGAGAGCUCUUUACUCCAAUGAACCGAGAUUUCUAAGAAAACCUAGGUCUAGUGAGGCACGAGAAGGUGACACAGUAAUUAUAGUUUGUGAAGUUAUUGGAGAUCCUAAGCCUGAAGUUUACUGGCUACGAGACUUUUUAAAGCCGGAUUACUAUCGAGACGCAAAACAUUUCAAACGGAUUGGCGCCGGCCCCGAGUAUAGAUUCGAAAUUCCGCAUGCAAAAUUCGAUUAUACAGGCACAUACUCUGUAGUCGCCAAGAAUAUACAUGGAGAAGCAAAGGCUAUUAUAUCAUUGCAAAUACUAGCGAGAGAUCCCAAUUCAAAAGAAGACGUCCACAACAUAAGAUAUGGGCUUGUUGAAGAAAUUCCUCGUUUUGAAAAAGAAUUAACUGACCUACUAUGUUACGACGGUGAUGCGAUUGAGUUCGAGUGUCGUAUCGCCGCAAACCCAGAUCCUUUCAUAAGAUGGUACCAUUAUACCGAGGUGGUCCCAGACUGUCCCGAUUUUGUUACCUCCUACGAUCGUGGUACCGCACGACUUAAGAUAAAUCAAGUUACCGCGGAAGACGAAGGCACUUAUAAGUGUGAAGCCUCAAAUAGUUUAGGAAAAGCAACUUCGAGUGCGUGCUUAGUUGUUUACCCACCUGGAGAGCCAAACACAUUAAGCCAGAAUCUGCGGCGGCCGCCGGCACUGCUGUCAGCUGCCUCCACUCCGCGCUCCACACCACGCACCACACCCGCACGGUCAUUGUCAACCACACCAUGUCCAGAUUCACGACGGUUGUGUAGUCCGACUCGGGAAAUAGCACCGAAAUUCUACACUUAUCCUUUCAACAGAGUAGCCGAAGAAGGUGACACUGUUGUAUUCCAAUGUGCUGUUAAAGGCCUCCCUCCACCUUGGGCUACGUGGGACAAAGACGGAAUAAUAAUAACUGCCUCUCCAAGAAUAAAUAUAAAAGAAAAAGACGAAAUGUUUAGAAUUUUAGAAAUUGAAGAAGUAACAAUAGAGGAUGUUGGUCUAUACAGAAUAACAUUAGAGAAUGAUUACGGUAGAGCGGAAGCCUCAGCAAGGCUGGAAAUUAUAUCAGGAAAAGGGAAAUUCCACGGAACUACGAGAUCAUUUAGCGCUUCUCCUAGCAGGAGACCUUUGACCUACAGAAGGAGAACUCCAUCAUUUUCUAGAUUCGACUAA
Molecule: messenger RNA, 18411 nt
Organism: Danaus chrysippus (African queen)
Lineage: Eukaryota; Metazoa; Arthropoda; Insecta; Lepidoptera; Nymphalidae
Source: the annotation of a GenBank genome assembly